Molecule: messenger RNA, 1071 nt
Organism: Microstroma glucosiphilum
Lineage: Eukaryota; Fungi; Basidiomycota; Exobasidiomycetes; Microstromatales; Microstromataceae
Exons: 1
Coding region: 1-1071 (356 amino acids)
Biological process (GO): regulation of DNA-templated transcription
Molecular function (GO): DNA-binding transcription factor activity
Source: RefSeq, a predicted model, not a curated record
AUGUCGUCUGGUGAUGCCGGCUUCCCUGGCUGGGAACACCACCGCGCCGAGAACGAGGACCUCUACACCUCGCCUCUGUUCACCGACACUUCGCCAUGCCUGACCGACAACAGCUCCUUUGAGCCCAACUCGUGCGACACGAGUCCACUGCUGGCCAACGAUCUGGAUGCUUCUGCGAGUGAAGUGGCUCACAUGCCCCUCUUCGGUGACAUGACCCUGUUCAGUCCUUACCAAGCUACAGAAGUGUCGUUUGAGAGGGCGGGCGCGACUGCUUCGACGGCGCUGUCUCCCAACUUCUCGCUCUUCCCCGAUGUGCACGCUCCUCCCUCGCCUCCUCGAGGUCAGAUGGCCUUCAACCCAGCUGCGACCGAACCGGCAGAAGAUUCGGCUACCAUGCUACUGCGAGCUCUGCAGGGCAUUGCCAACACGCACGCUCAAGCCCAGCAGGCUCAGCCUCCCGUCCACUCUGCCUCUCCCAAGCUACUCACCGGCGACGGUGGAUUGGACAGCAGCAGCAGCACCGUCGAUGCUACCCGACUCGCCAAGCCUCCUCUUCAGCACUCUGCCACUGCCCCUGUGUUCAGCCGACACAGUUGCUCCUUUGACGGCGGCAGCAGUACGGAAGGAUGUCAGGACGACUCCAGUGUGACGACAGCUGCUCCUGCGUGCACGAAGCGAGGCGUCAAGCGUCGACUACGAGUCGACGACCUCCUGCCCCUCGACGCUCCCAUCCAAACCCGCAACUACCUCGGGCCCUCGUCGACGUCGCGCAAGGACUGGGUUCCACCCUCGGACGUCGAUGCUGGACCGAGUGCCGAGGAGCUGGCUGCGAUCCAAGCCGAGAGCGACCCGCUCAAGGCCAAGCGUCUGAGCAACACCCUUGCCGCUAGACGAUCUCGUCACCGCAAGGCUGCCGAGCGUGCCGAGUUCCUCGCGAGGAUCAAGGAGCUAGAGGACGAGGUGAGCAGUUGGAAGCGCAGGUGCGAGAGGGCUGAGAGGGAGAGAGAUGAGCUGCUGGGUGCUGCGCGCCCUGAGCAGGAAGAAGAAGAUGAGAGCGAGGAAGAGCAGUGA